CGCUCGGCCAUGUUGAAGUGUGGAGGAACUGCAGCCCGCCAUUGUGUGUCUGAUCUGCAGCUGUAGCGAGAGAGAGAUAGAGAGAGAGAGAUAUAGAGAGAGAGAGAGAGAGACGGGCGCAAAGACUGAAAACACACACAUUUCCCGUUGACUUUAACCCGCAAACAAACGCGCAGGCAAACACACAGGCUCCGGGGAGAGAGAAAUGUCCGCCAGCAGCCUUCUGGAGCAGAGACCGAAAGGCCAAGCAAACAAAGUGCAAAACGGAGCUGUUACCCAAAAGGAUACUUUGAACGAUGAUGAGUUCGAGCCUUACCUGAACGCUCAGCCCAGACAGAGCAAUGCCUAUACGGCCAUGUCGGACUCCUACAUGCCCAGUUACUACAGCCCCUCGAUAGGCUUUACCUAUUCGCUGAAUGAAGCGGCAUGGUCUACAGGCGGUGAUCCCCCGAUGCCUUACCUGGCCUCUUAUGGACAGCUUAGCAAUGGGGAGCACCACUUUCUACCAGAUGCCAUGUUCGGCCAGUCUGGGGCACUGGGGAGCAACCCUUUCCUGGGACAGCAUGGCUUCAACUUCUUCCCCAGUGGGAUUGACUUCCCUGCCUGGGGGAACAGCAGCUCUCAGGGACAGUCCACACAGAGCUCAGGUUACAGCAGCAGUUACGCCUAUGCUCCUAGCACGCUAGGAGGUGCUAUGAUCGACGGACAGUCUCCCUUUGCAGCCAACGAGCCACUUAACAAGGCCGUGGGAAUGAAUAGUUUGGAUCAGGGUAUGGCGGGGCUUAAAAUUGGGGCUGGUGACAUGACACCCAAAGUUGUUGGUUCUGGACUUCCUGGAGGGCCAUUGAGUCAGGUGUCUGCAGCUCCCACCAUGCCUCCCGUCUCCAUGGCUCCUGCUAAAACAGCGUCUUGGGCGGACAUUGCCAGCAAACCGGCCAAACCGCAGCCUAAGCUGAAAACCAAGGGGGGGCUUGGUGGGACGAAUCUACCGCCACCUCCGAUCAAACAUAACAUGGAUAUUGGGACUUGGGACAACAAGGGGACUAUGCCUAAACCAGCAGCCCCACAGCAGAAUUGCCUGCCCACUAAUGGACAGCCGCCAAAUCAGUCGUCUCCUCAACCAGGUGCUACUGCCGGUGGGGUGCCGCAGCUGCCCCUCAGCAACGGACAGUUAGUGCCUCCCACUGGUCAACUCGGCCAGCACCCUCUUCCUCCAGGUGGCCAGCCUGGAGCUGUCCCACCUCCACUCUCCCAGGGCCCUUCUGCUCCCCAACCCUCCCAGCCAACCCGCUGGGUGCCCCCGCGUAAUCGUGCCAAUGGCUUUGGGGAUGCAGCGUGUGGACCUGGCCAAACCCCUCCCAAUUCAGGAAUUGGUGGUGUUGCUGUGCCAUCAGAGCCCCACCCAGUUCUGGAGAAACUGUGCAUGGUGAACAACUACAAUCCCAAGGACUUUGACUGGAACCCAAAGCACGGUCGCAUCUUUAUCAUCAAGAGUUACUCUGAGGACGACAUCCAUCGCUCCAUUAAGUACAAUAUCUGGUGCAGCACAGAACAUGGCAAUAAGCGUCUGGACGCUGCUUACCGUUCACUGGCCAACAAAGGGCCGCUCUACCUGCUCUUCAGCGUGAAUGGCAGUGGGCACUUCUGUGGUGUGGCCGAGAUGCGCUCACCCGUGGACUACAACACUUGUGCAGGCGUGUGGUCGCAGGACAAGUGGAAGGGCCGCUUCGAUGUGCGCUGGAUCUUUGUGAAGGACGUUCCCAACAGCCAACUCAGGCACAUUCGUCUGGAAAACAACGAGAAUAAGCCAGUGACCAACUCCCGUGACACACAGGAGGUACCGCUGGACAAGGCGCGUCAGGUUUUGAAGAUCAUCGCAAGUUACAAGCACACCACCUCCAUUUUUGACGACUUCUCACACUACGAGAAACGUCAGGAAGAGGAGGAGAGUGUAAAAAAGGUGGAGGUUCAGGGGAGUGACCCGUACUCCAGUAACUCCAGUCGGAGCCACUACAGAAUGCAGGAUCGCCAAGGACGUGUGAAGUAACAAGCACUGCUUUGGGCAAAAGACUGACAGGCCCGAUUUUCUCUCCCCAGUCUUACAACCAGAUAUUUUCAGAAUUUAUUUUGGGGAAAGAUUUAACCAAGGAUUCAAAAAGAGGAAAAAAGAAGUUAAAUGAAGACUCUUCUUUUGAUUUAUGUUGACCUAAAAGACUUACUUCGAACUUGUAGUAAAAGAAAUGACACGAUUAUUCAUAGGACUACAACUUAAUUCUAUAGGAUUCUAAUAGUGAACCCAGUACUUCUCACUGGUUUUUUUUUUUUUUUUUUUUUUUUUUUUUUUUUUUGGUCCUGUUUUUGUUCUGCUGCCUCUUUUUCUCCUAAAUUUUGUUUUUUUUUUAGAAAAAAGCAUCUGUUUUUACAGUCCAAGCACAUGGCUUUGCUUCUCUCUUACUACAAUAUUGUUUUUUUCUUCUUUUAAAUCAUUAAGUUCUAGUUCCCGGGUCCUGUAUAGGCAGUCUCCACCCCAUUUCUCUGUUAACUCCUCUUUAUCGGAGCUGAAAGGAUCCAGUCAGGACGUGCAAUGAUCGUCGCCUUCUCAGUGGAUGUUACAUUAUUGGUUAAUUUGGCCACUAGUCAGUACAACUCUCAUUACCUUCUGAGGGGGAAAAAGUUUACCCAGUUUCAACCAAGAUUAUAAAAUGGGGAAAAAAAUAAAAAAUGUAAUUCCAAAAAAAAAAAAAAAAUUCUAAUGAAUGUUCAGGAAUGUCCUGAGUUUUUUUUCUGUUCCUGUUGUUUUUUUUUUUUUGUGUGUGUGUGUUGGAAAUAGAGGGUGUUUGGCAGGGGACAGUAAACGGAGAAGUUGAUUUGUAGAGUUAAGGCUUUUGCUCAUGAUCAGUUUUAUAGUGUACAAAAGGGGGCUGUGUUUGAGAGUUGUCAGCUUAUUUUCCAUAUACUCCUUUUUCUCCUGCAAGUUAAAGAAAAAAUGUUGCUAUGGGCUGCUCUCCUCCCGUAAUUUUUUAUUUAUUUUUUUUGUUCUCCUCUUUCUCUUCCGUUUCUUAAGUCUGCAUUGAGGUGGGCCUUGCACCCUCUCUUUCUCAUAACCAGUUCAUUAAAAAUAAAUGUGGUAUACUCGGCAAAACGUGUGUUGCAUUUUCCCCUUCUUUGACUAAAUACAAUGUCAUGCACUAACCUGUGUCCCAAACUGCCUGGUCCCCCUCCACCCAGCACCCACGCUCCUCUCCUACACUAGCUGCCUGCACACUUCACCCCUUCUUCUACUUUGUUCAUGUCAGUGCAUUGAAGGACUCCUGCAAGACUGCUGGCGUCUAGCAGUGUCAGAAUAAAGAUGCUGCACAAAG
This is a messenger RNA of Cyprinus carpio (common carp), 3362 nucleotides long. Its product is annotated as YTH domain-containing family protein 2-like. Lineage: Eukaryota; Metazoa; Chordata; Actinopteri; Cypriniformes; Cyprinidae. Gene Ontology annotation, cellular component: cytoplasm. Gene Ontology annotation, biological process: mRNA destabilization. The record is from RefSeq and is a predicted model, not a curated record. Gene Ontology annotation, molecular function: mRNA binding; N6-methyladenosine-containing RNA reader activity.